AUGGAUAGGAAUUUGAUGAAACUUACAAAUAGAAGGUUGCAGAAAUAUUUAGAUGGACUCCAACAAUUUUUGAAUUUCGCAUCUAACCACGCAAACCCGGAUGGAAUGAUUUCAUGUCCAUGUAAACAAUGUGUGCAUACAAAUUCGUGGCCUAUAGAUGUUGUACGGGCUCACUUAGUGUCAAAAGAGAUUUGUAGGGGUUAUAACUCUUGGAUUUUUAAUGGGGAAUUAUCAUUAGCACAGACUUCUUCUAAACUUCCUAAUAAUCAUGUCCAAGAAAACCCAAUAGAAUAUGCCAAUAUUCAUGACAUGUUGCAUGACAUGUUCCCCAUACAAGAUAUGGCGUCUAGGAUAAUGGAAGAAGUCCCUAUUAUGCAACAACCCAAAGAAGGUCCUAAUGAAGAUGCACUUUGGUUUACGAAAUUACUUGAAGAUGCUAAUCAACCUUGUUAUGAAGGUUGUAAGCAUUUUAACAAAUUGUUAGUCAUUGUGCAUUUGUACCACAUGAAGUGUCUUAAUGGUUGGACCAACAAAUCAUUUACCAUGUUGCUGCAAUUUUUGCUUGAUUUUCUUCCUUCAAAUGCUAAGUUGCCAAAAGAUUUUUAUGAGGCUAGGAAGAUUAUUAAGGAUUUGGGCUUGAGUUAUGAGAAGAUUCAUGCUUGUCCUAAAGAUUGUAUUUUAUAUUGGAAGGAGAAUGCUAAUCUUGAAGCUUGUCUGAACUGUAACCAUUCAAGAUGGGAAAGUAAUGAGUCUAAAGGUCAACAAAGUACUAAUACUUCCUCCAAAAAAAAAAGAGAGAAGAAACCUACAAAUAUCCUACGGUGGUUCUCCUUAAAACCAAGAUUGCAACGACUAUUUAUGUCUCCUGAAACAUCCAGUCAUAUGAAGUGGCAUGCCAAAGGUCAUGUGAAUGAUGGGUUACUGAGGCAUCCUGCUGAUUCUAAAGCUUCAAAAUCAUUUGACUCUAAGUACAUAGAGUUCUUAUCUGAGCCUCAUAAUGUGAGGCUUGGAUUAGUAGCCAAUGGAUUCAACUCAUAUGGAAAUAUUUGUAGUACUUAUAGUACACGACCUGUCAUUUUGAUCCCACACAAUCUCCCUCCAUGGAUGUGCAUGAAAAGGUCUUCUUUCAUGCUAUCAUUAUUGAUUCCCGGUCCAACCUCGCCCAGGAUUGAUAUAGAUGUGUACUUACAACCCCUAGUAGAAGAACUGAAGGAGUUAUAG
Molecule: messenger RNA, 1221 nt
Organism: Quercus robur (English oak)
Lineage: Eukaryota; Viridiplantae; Streptophyta; Magnoliopsida; Fagales; Fagaceae
Exons: 1
Coding region: 1-1221 (406 amino acids)
Source: RefSeq, a predicted model, not a curated record